UGGGAGGUGGGGUAUCCGUGGUUGUGUGAGCUUGAGGAGCCGCCGCCACCGCCUCCUCCUAGCUGUUCUCCUCCUCCUGCGCUCCGGCGUCGCGGGCCGCGUACGGCCCUGUAAGAGACGUCGCCUCCCCUUCCUCCGCCUCCCUCUCACCGCGCCGCUCCCGCCUCCCAGUCCUGCGCUGCGGGCUCAGGCGGAACCCGGAACGGCCGUCCGCCUCCCCCGCCCUCCGCCGCCUCCUCCUCCUGCUCGGCUUCCUCCUCAGCCCCGGGCCGGAGCGGAGUGUCGGCGGCGGCCGGUUCGGGCGGCGACUCGCGCUUCUUCGGGCGGCGGCGCUUGGCCAUGUCGUGUCGGGGAAGGUAAUGAGCCGCAGAGCCCCGGGGUCUCGGCUGAACAGCGGCGGCGGCGGCACCAAGUACCCGCGGAGCUGGAAUGACUGGCAACCCAGAACUGAUAGUGCAUCAGCCGACCCAGAUAAUUUAAAAUAUUCUUCAUCCAGAGAUAGGGGUGGGUCUUCCUCUUAUGGACUGCAACCUUCAAAUGCAGCUGUGGUGUCUCGGCAAAGGCACGAUGAUACCAGAAUCCACGCUGACAUACACAAUGACGAAAAGGGUGGCUACAGUGUCAAUGGAGGAUCUGGGGAAAAUACUUAUGGUCGGAAGUCGUUGGGGCAAGAGCUGAGGGUUAACAAUGUGACCAGCCCUGAGUUCACCAGUAUUCAGCAUGGCAGUCGUGCGUUAGCCAUCAAAGACAUGAGGAAAUCACAGGAGCGAUCGAUGUCUUAUUCUGAUGAGUCUCGACUGUCGAAUCUUCUUCGGAGGAUCACCCGGGAAGACGACAGAGACCGAAGACUGGCUACUGUAAAGCAGUUGAAAGAAUUUAUUCAGCAACCAGAAAAUAAGCUGGUACUAGUUAAACAAUUGGAUAAUAUCUUGGUUGCUGUACAUGAUGUGCUUAAUGAAAGUAGCAAAUUGCUUCAGGAGUUGAGACAGGAGGGAGCUUGCUGUCUUGGCCUUCUUUGUGCUUCUCUGAGCUAUGAGGCUGAGAAGAUCUUCAAAUGGAUUUUUAGCAAAUUUAGCUCAUCUGCAAAAGAUGAAGUUAAACUCCUCUACUUAUGUGCCACCUACAAAGCACUAGAGACUGUAGGAGAAAAGAAAGCCUUUUCAUCCGUAAUGCAGCUUGUAAUGACCAGCCUGCAGUCCAUUCUUGAAAAUGUGGAUACACCAGAAUUACUUUGCAAAUGUGUUAAGUGCAUUCUUUUGGUAGCUCGAUGUUACCCUCAUAUUUUCAGCACUAAUUUUAGGGAUACAGUUGACAUAUUAGUCGGAUGGCAUAUAGAUCAUACUCAGAAACCUUCGCUUACACAGCAGGUGUCUGGGUGGUUGCAGAGUUUGGAGCCAUUCUGGGUAGCUGAUCUUGCAUUUUCUACCACUCUUCUUGGUCAGUUUCUAGAGGACAUGGAGGCAUAUGCUGAGGACCUCAGCCAUGUGGCCUCUGGGGAGUCAGUGGAUGAAGAUGUUCCACCUCCAUCCGUGUCCUUACCAAAGUUGGCAGCGCUUCUCCGGGUAUUCAGUACUGUGGUGAGGAGCAUUGGGGAACGUUUCAGCCCAAUUCGGGGUCCUCCAAUUACUGAGGCAUACGUAACAGAUGUUCUGUACAGAGUAAUGAGAUGUGUGACGGCUGCAAACCAGGUGUUUUUUUCUGAGGCUGUGUUGACAGCUGCUAAUGAGUGUGUUGGUGUUUUGCUCGGCAGCUUGGACCCUAGCAUGACUGUACAUUGUGACAUGGUUAUUGCAUAUGGACUAGAUCAACUGGAGAAUUGCCAGACUUGUGGUACAGAUUAUAUCAUCUCAGUCUUGAAUUUACUCACAUUGAUUGUUGAACAGAUAAAUACAAAACUGCCAUCAUCAUUUGUAGAAAAACUAUUUAUACCAUCAUCUAAACUACUAUUUUUGCGUUACCAUAAAGAAAAAGAGGUUGUUGCUGUAGCCCAUGCUGUUUAUCAAGCAGUGCUCGGCCUGAAGAAUAUUCCUGUUCUGGAGACUGCCUAUAAAUUAAUUUUGGGAGAAAUGACUUGUGCCCUAAACAACCUGUUACAUAGUCUACAACUUCCUGAUGCCUGUUCCGAAAUAAAACAUGAGGCUUUUAAGAAUCAUGUAUUCAAUGUAGACAAUGCAAAAUUUGUAGUUAUAUUUGACCUUAGUGCUCUGACUACAAUUGGAAAUGCUAAAAACUCACUGAUUGGGAUGUGGGCGCUGUCUCCAACUGUCUUUGCACUCCUUAGUAAGAAUCUGAUGAUUGUGCAUGGCGACCUGGCUGUUCACUUCCCUGCCAUUCAGUACGCAGUGCUCUACACAUUGUAUUCUCAUUGUACCAGGCAUGACCACUUUAUAUCUAGUAGUCUUAGUUCCUCGUCCCCAUCCUUGUUUGAUGGAGCGGUGAUUAGUACUGUAACUACAGCUACAAAAAAACAUUUCUCAAUUAUAUUAAAUCUCCUGGGAAUAUUGCUUAAGAAAGAUAAUCUUAACCAGGACACAAGGAAACUAUUAAUGACCUGGGCUUUGGAAGUGGCUGUUUUAAUGAGGAAGUCUGAAACAUAUGCGCCUUUAUUCUCUCUUCCAUCUUUCCAUAAAUUUUGCAAAGGCCUUUUAGCCAACACUCUUGUCGAAGAUGUGAAUAUCUGUCUACAAGCAUGCAGCAGUCUACAUGCUUUGUCCUCUUCCUUACCAGACGAUCUUUUACAGAGGUGUGUUGAUGUUUGCCGUGUUCAGCUAGUCCAUAGUGGAACUCGUAUUCGACAAGCAUUUGGAAAGCUAUUGAAGUCAAUUCCUUUAGAUGUUGUCUUGAGCAAUAACAACCACACAGAAAUUCAAGAAAUUUCUUUAGCAUUAAGAAGUCACAUGAGUAAGGCGCCAAGUAACACAUUCCACCCACAAGAUUUCUCCGAUGUUAUUAGUUUUAUUUUGUAUGGGAACUCUCAUAGAACAGGGAAGGACAAUUGGUUAGAAAGAUUGUUCUAUAGCUGCCAGAGACUGGAUAAACGUGACCAAUCAACAAUUCCCCGCAAUCUACUAAAGACAGAUGCUGUCCUUUGGCAGUGGGCUAUUUGGGAAGCAGCACAGUUCACUGUCCUUUCUAAGUUGAGAACCCCACUGGGCAGAGCUCAGGAUACCUUCCAGACAAUUGAAGGUAUCAUUAGAAGUCUUGCAGCUCACACAUUAAACCCCGAUCAAGAUGUUAGUCAGUGGACAACUGCAGACAAUGAUGAAGGCCACAGUAGCAACCAGCUUAGACUUGUGCUUCUUCUGCAGUAUCUGGAAAACCUGGAGAAGUUAAUGUAUAAUGCAUAUGAGGGAUGCGCCAAUGCAUUAACAUCACCUCCCAAGGUCAUUAGGACUUUUUUCUAUACCAAUCGCCAAACUUGUCAAGACUGGCUGACUCGAAUCCGACUCUCCAUCAUGAGGGUUGGAUUGUUGGCAGGACAGCCUGCUGUGACAGUGAGACAUGGCUUCGACUUGCUUACAGAAAUGAAGACAAAUUCAUCUCAGGGGAAUGAAUUGGAAGUAACUAUCAUGAUGGUGGUAGAAGCACUGUGUGAACUUCAUUGUCCUGAAGCUAUACAGGGAAUUGCUGCCUGGUCAUCUUCGGUCGUUGGAAAAAAUCUUCUCUGGAUUAAUUCAGUGGCCCAACAGGCUGAAGGGAGGUUUGAAAAGGCCUCUGUGGAGUACCAGGAGCACCUGUGUGCCAUGACAGGUGUUGAUUGCUGCAUCUCCAGCUUCGACAAAUCUGUUCUCACAUUGGCUAAUGCUGGGCGUAACAGUGCCAGCCCCAAACAUUCUUUGAAUGGUGAAUCCAGAAAAACUGUGCUGUCCAAACCAACUGACUCUUCUCCUGAGGUUAUAAAUUAUUUGGGAAAUAAAGCAUGUGAGUGCUACAUUUCAAUUGCUGAUUGGGCUGCUGUACAGGAAUGGCAGAAUGCUAUCCAUGACUUGAAAAAGAGUACCAGCAGUACUUCUCUCAACCUAAAAGCUGAUUUCAACUACAUAAAAUCACUAAGCAGUUUUGAAUCUGGAGAGUUUGUUGAAUGUACUGAGCAAUUAGAAUUGUUACCAGGAGAAAAUAUCAAUCUACUUGCUGGAGGAUCAAAAGAAAAAAUAGAUAUGAAAAAACUGCUUCCUAACAUGUUAAGUCCAGAUCCAAGGGAACUUCAGAAGUCCAUUGAAGUUCAGUUGUUGAGAAGUUCUGUUUGUUUGGCAACUGCUUUAAACCACAUGGAACAAGAUCAGAAGUGGCAGUCUAUAACUGAAAACGUGGUGAAGUACUUGAAGCAAACCUGCCGCAUAGCUAUUGGGCCACUGAGACUUUCUACUUUAACGGUUUCACAGUCUCUGCCAGUUCUAAGUACCUUACAGCUGUAUUGCUCUUCUGCCUUGGAGAACACAGUUUCUAGCAGACUUUCAACAGAGGACUGUCUUAUCCCACUCUUCAGUGAAGCUUUGCGUUCAUGUAAACAGCAUGAUGUCAGGCCGUGGAUGCAGGCAUUAAGAUAUACCAUGUAUCAGAGUCAUUUGUUGGAGAAAAUAAAAGAACAAACAAUUCCAAUUAGAAGCCAUCUCAUGGAAUUAGGCCUAACAGCAGCAAAAUUUGCUAGAAAACGGGGGAAUGUGUCACUUGCAACAAGACUGCUGGCACAGUGUAGUGAGGUUCAGCUGGGAAAGACCACCACUGCACAGGAUUUGGUCCAGCAUUUUAAAAAACUAUCAACUCAAGGUCAAAUGGAUGAAAAAUGGGGGCCUGAACUUGACAUUGAAAAAACCAAAUUGCUGUAUACAGCAGGCCAGUCAACACAUGCAAUGGAGAUGUUGAGUUCCUGCGCCAUAUCUUUCUGCAAGUCUGCCAAGGCUGAACAUGCUGUUGCCAAGUCAAUUCUGACAUUGGCUAAAUGGAUCCAGGCAGAAUGGAAGGAAAUUUCAGGGCAGCUGAAACAGGUUUACAGAGCUCAGCAGCAGCAGAACUUGACAGGUCUUUCUACUUUAUCUAAAAACAUACUCACUCUAAUUGAACUACCGUCUGUUAAUACAAUGGAAGAAGAGUAUCCUCGGAUCGAGAGCGAAUCUACAGUACAUAUUGGAGUUGGAGAACCUGACUUCAUUUUGGGACAGUUGUAUCACCUGUCUUCAGUACAGGCGCCUGAAGUAGCCAAAUCUUGGGCAGCGUUGGCUAGUUGGGCUUACAGGUGGGGCAGAAAGGUGGUUGACAAUGCUAGUCAGGGAGAAGGUGUUCGUCUGCUGCCUAGAGAAAAAUCUGAAGUUCAGAAUCUGCUCCCAGACACUAUAACCGAAGAAGAAAAAGAGAGAAUAUAUGGUAUUCUUGGUCAGGCUGUUUGUCGGCCAGCGGGGAUUCAGGAUGAAGAUAUAACACUUCAGAUAACAGAAAGUGAAGAUAACGAGGAAGAUGACAUGGUUGAUGUUAUCUGGCGUCAGUUAAUAUCAAGCUGCCCAUGGCUUUCCGAACUUGAUGAAAGUGCAACAGAAGGAGUUAUUAAAGUGUGGAGGAAAGUUGUAGAUAGAAUCUUCAGCCUGUACAAACUAUCUUGCAGUGCAUAUUUUACUUUCCUUAAACUCAAUGCUGGUCAGAUUCCUUUAGAUGAAGAUGACCCUCGGCUACAUUUAAGUCACAGAGCAGAGCAGAGCACGGACGACGUGAUUGUGAUGGCCACGUUGCGAUUGCUCAGAUUGCUUGUGAAGCAUGCUGGAGAGCUUAGGCAGUAUCUGGAACAUGGCUUGGAAACAACACCGACUGCGCCAUGGAGAGGAAUUAUUCCACAACUUUUCUCACGCUUAAACCACCCUGAAGUGUAUGUGCGCCAAAGUAUUUGUAACCUUCUCUGCCGUGUGGCUCAAGAUUCCCCACAUCUCAUAUUGUAUCCUGCAAUAGUGGGCACCAUAUCGCUUAGUAGUGAAUCACAGGCUUCAGGAAAUAAAUUUUCCUCUGCAAUUCCAACUUUACUUGGCAAUAUUCAAGGAGAAGAAUUGCUGGUUUCUGAAUGUGAGGGAGGAAGUCCUCCUGCUUCUCAAGAUAGCAAUAAGGAUGAGCCUAAAAGUGGAUUGAAUGAAGACCAAGCCAUGAUGCAGGAUUGCUACAGCAAAAUUGUAGAUAAACUGUCCUCUGCAAACCCAACUAUGGUGUUACAGGUUCAGAUGCUCGUGGCUGAGCUGCGCAGGGUCACUGUUCUCUGGGAUGAGCUCUGGUUGGGAGUUCUGUUACAGCAACACAUGUACGUCCUGAGACGAAUUCAGCAGCUGGAAGAUGAGGUGAAGAGAGUCCAGAACAACAAUACCUUACGCAAAGAAGAGAAAAUUGCAAUCAUGCGGGAGAAGCACACGGCUUUGAUGAAGCCCAUUGUGUUUGCUUUGGAGCAUGUGAGGAGCAUCACGGCAGCCCCUGCAGAAACUCCUCAUGAAAAGUGGUUUCAGGAUAACUACGGUGAUGCAAUAGAAAAUGCCCUAGAAAAACUGAAGACACCAUCAAACCCUGCAAAGCCUGGAAGCAGCUGGAUUCCAUUUAAAGAGAUAAUGCUGAGUUUGCAACAGAGAGCGCAGAAACGUGCAAGUUACAUCUUGCGUCUUGAAGAAAUCAGCCCGUGGCUGGCUGCCAUGACUAACACUGAAAUUGCUCUUCCUGGAGAAGUCUCAGCCAGAGACACUGUCACAAUCCACAGUGUGGGUGGAACCAUCACAAUCUUACCUACCAAAACCAAGCCAAAGAAACUUCUCUUUCUCGGAUCAGAUGGGAAGAGCUAUCCUUAUCUUUUUAAAGGAUUGGAGGAUUUACAUCUGGAUGAGAGAAUAAUGCAAUUUCUGUCUAUUGUAAAUACUAUGUUUGCUACAAUCAAUCGCCAGGAAACACCCCGUUUCCAUGCUCGACACUAUUCUGUAACACCACUAGGAACUCGAUCAGGCCUAAUCCAGUGGGUGGAUGGAGCCACACCCUUAUUUGGUCUUUACAAACGAUGGCAACAACGGGAAGCUGCCUUACAAGCACAAAAGGCCCAAGAUUCCUACCAAACUCCUCAGAAUCCUGGAAUUGUACCCCGUCCUAGUGAACUUUAUUAUAGUAAAAUUAGUCCUGCUUUGAAAGCAGUUGGACUUAGUCUGGAUGUGUCCCGACGGGAUUGGCCUCUUCAUGUGAUGAAGGCAGUAUUAGAAGAGUUAAUGGAGGCCACGCCCCCAAAUCUCCUUGCUAAAGAGCUUUGGUCAUCUUGCACCACCCCUGAUGAAUGGUGGAGAGUCACACAGUCUUAUGCCAGAUCUACUGCAGUCAUGUCUAUGGUCGGAUACAUAAUUGGCCUUGGAGAUAGACAUCUGGAUAAUGUUCUCAUAGAUAUGACGACUGGAGAGGUUGUUCACAUAGAUUACAAUGUUUGCUUUGAAAAAGGAAAAAGCCUUAGAGUUCCUGAGAAAGUACCUUUUCGAAUGACACAGAACAUUGAAACAGCACUGGGUGUAACUGGAGUAGAAGGUGUUUUUAGGCUUUCAUGUGAGCAGGUUCUACACAUUAUGCGGCGUGGCAGAGAGACUCUGCUGACGCUGCUAGAGGCCUUUGUGUAUGACCCCCUGGUGGACUGGACAGCUGGGGGUGAGGCCGGGUUUGCUGGUGCCGUCUAUGGUGGAGGGGGCCAGCAGGCCGAGAGCAAGCAGAGCAAGAGAGAGAUGGAACGAGAGAUCACUCGCAGCCUUUUUUCUUCGAGAGUAGCUGAAAUUAAGGUGAACUGGUUUAAGAAUAGGGACGAGAUGCUGGUUGUACUUCCCAAGCUGGACAGCAGUUUAGAUGAAUACCUGAGCUUGCAAGAGCAACUAACAGAUGUGGAAAAACUGCAGGGCAAACUGUUGGAAGAAAUAGAGUUUCUAGAAGGAGCUGAAGGAGUGGAUCAUCCUUCUCAUACUCUGCAACACAGGUAUUCUGAACACACUCAACUACAGACUCAGCAAAGAGCUGUUCAGGAAGCAAUCCAGGUGAAGCUGAAUGAAUUUGAACAGUGGAUAACACAUUAUCAGGCUGCAUUCAGUAAUUUAGAAGCAACACAGCUGGCAAGUUUGCUUCAGGAGAUAAGCACACAAAUGGACCUUGGUCCUCCAAGCUAUGUGCCAGCAACAGCCUUUCUGCAGAAUGCUGGCCAGGCCCACUUGAUUAGCCAGUGUGAGCAGCUGGAGGGGGAAGUCGGUACCCUCCUGCAGCAGAGGCGCUCGGUGCUGCGAGGCUGUCUGGAGCAGCUGCAUCACUACGCAACCGUAGCUCUGCAGUAUCCAAAGGCUAUAUUUCAGAAACAUCGAAUUGAGCAAUGGAAAACCUGGAUGGAAGAGCUCAUCUGUAACACUACAGUAGAGCGCUGUCAGGAACUCUACAGGAAAUACGAAGUGCAGUAUGCGCCCCAGCCACCCCCAACAGUGUGUCAGUUCAUCACUGCCACUGAGAUGACCCUGCAGCGGUACGCAACAGACAUAAACAGCCGUCUAAUUAGACAGGUGGAACGCUUGAAACAGGAAGCUGUCACCGUACCUGUUUGUGAAGAUCAGUUGAAAGAAAUUGAACGUUGUAUCAAAGUUUUCCUUCACGAGAAUGGAGAGGAAGGAUCUUUGAGUCUAGCAAGUGUUAUUAUUUCUGCCCUUUGUACCCUCACAAGGCGUAACCUAAUGAUGGAAGGUGCAGCUUCGAGUGCUGGAGAGCAGCUGGUUGAUCUGACUUCUCGGGAUGGAGCCUGGUUCUUGGAGGAGCUCUGCAGUAUGAGUGGAAAUGUCACAUGCCUUGUUCAGUUACUGAAGCAGUGUCACCUAGUGCCACAAGACUUAGACAUUCCUAACCCCAUGGAAGCAUCUGAGGCAGUUCACUUAGCUAAUGGUGUAUACACCUCACUUCAGGAAUUAAAUUCAAAUUUCCGGCAAAUCAUAUUUCCAGAAGCACUGAGAUGUUUAAUGAAAGGAGAAUACACCUUAGAAAGUAUGCUUCAUGAACUGGACAGUCUUAUUGAGCAGACAACUGAUGGUGUUCCUCUGCAGACUCUAGUUGAAUCUCUUCAAGCCUAUUUAAGAAAUGCAGCUAUGGGACUUGAGGAAGAAACACACGCUCAUUACAUCGAUGUUGCCAGAAUACUUCACGCUCAAUAUGGUGAAUUAAUCCAACCAAGAAAUGGUUCAGUUGAUGAAACACCAAAAAUGUCAGCUGGCCAGAUGCUUUUGGUAGCAUUUGAUGGCAUGUUUGCCCAAGUUGAGACUGCUUUUGGCUUAUUAGUUGAAAAGCUAAAUAAGAUGGAAAUUCCUAUAGCUUGGCGAAAGAUUGACAUUAUACGGGAAGCCAGGAGCACCCAAGUCAAUUUUUUUGAUGAUGAUAAUCACCGACAGGUGCUAGAAGAGAUUUUCUUUCUAAAACGACUACAGACAAUUAAGGAGUUCUUCAGGCUCUGUGGUACCUUUUCUAAAACUUUGUCAGGAUCAAGUUCACUUGAAGAUCCAAAUACUGUAAAUGGGCCUGUACAGAUUGUCAAUGUGAAAACCCUUUUUAGAAACUCUUGUUUCAGUGAAGACCAGAUGGCCAAACCGAUAAAAGCAUUCACAGCUGACUUUGUGCGGCAGCUCCUGAUUGGACUCCCGAACCAAGCCUUGGGCCUCACGCUGUGCAGCUUCAUCAGUGCUCUAGGGGUAGACAUUAUUGCCCAAGUGGAGGCAAAGGAUUUUGGUGCUGAAAGCAAAGUUUCAGUUGAUGAUCUGUGUAAGAAAGCAGUGGAGCACAACAUCCAGAUCGGGAAGUUCUCUCAGCUGGUCAUGAACAGGGCGACCGUGCUGGCGAGCUCCUACGACACUGCCUGGAAGAAGCACGACUUGGUGCGCAGGCUGGAGACCAGCAUCUCCUCCUGUAAGACAAGCCUACAGCGCGUUCAGCUGCAUAUCGCCAUGUUUCAAUGGCAGCAUGAAGAUCUCCUUAUCAACAGACCACAAGCCAUGUCGGUCACUCCUCCCCCUCGUUCUGCCAUCUUAACCAGCAUGAAAAAGAAACUCCAUACUCUGAGCCAGAUUGAAACUUCAAUUGCAACGGUUCAGGAGAAACUGGCAGCACUUGAAGCAAGUAUUGAACAGCGACUCAAGUGGGCAGGUGGUGCCAACCCUGCACUGACACCUGUACUACAAGAUUUUGAAGCAACAAUAGCUGAAAGAAGGAAUCUUGUCCUUAAAGAGAGCCAAAGAGCAAGUCAGGUCACUUUCCUCUGCAGCAAUAUCAUUCAUUUUGAAAGUUUACGAACUAGAACUGCAGAAGCCUUAAACCUGGAUGCCUCAUUAUUUGAACUAAUCAAACGGUGUCAGCAAAUGUGUUCAUUUGCAUCACAGUUUAACAGUUCGGUCUCUGAGUUAGAGCUUCGUUUAUUACAGAGAGUGGACACGAGUCUUGAACAUCCUAUUGGCAGCUCUGAAUGGCUUUUGUCAGCACACAAACAACUGACCCAGGAUAUGUCUACUCAGAGAGCAAUUCAGACAGAGAAAGAGCAACAGAUAGAAACGGUCUGUGAAACAAUUCAGAAUUUGGUUGAUAAUAUAAAGACUGUGCUCACUGGUCAUAACCGGCAGCUUGGAGAUGUCAAACAUCUCCUGAAAGCAAUGGCCAAGGAUGAAGAAGCUGCUCUGGCAGAUGGUGAAGAUGUUCCCUAUGAGAACAGUGUUAGGCAGUUCUUGGGUGAAUAUAAAUCAUGGCAAGACAACAUUCAGACAGUGCUGUUUACUUUAGUCCAAGCUAUGGGUCAGGUUCGAAGUCAAGAACAUGUUGAAAUGCUCCAGGAAAUAACUCCCACCUUGAAAGAACUGAAAACACAAAGUCAGAGUGUCUAUAAUAAUUUAGUGAGUUUUGCAUCACCCUUAGUCACCGAUGCAACAAAUGAAUGUUCGAGUCCAACGUCAUCUGCUACUUAUCAGCCAUCCUUUGCUGCAGCAGUCCGGAGCAACACUGGCCAGAAGACUCAGCCUGAUGUCAUGUCACAGAAUGCUAGAAAGCUGGUUCAGAAAAAUCUAGCUACAUCAGCAGAUACUCCACCAAGCACUGUUCCAGGAACUGGCAAGAGUGUUGCUUGUAGUCCUAAAAAGGCUGUCAGAGACCCUAAAACUGGAAAAGCUGUGCAGGAGAGAAACUCAUAUGCAGUGAGCGUGUGGAAGAGAGUGAAAGCCAAGUUAGAGGGCCGAGAUGUUGAUCCGAAUAGGAGGAUGUCAGUUGCUGAACAGGUUGACUAUGUCAUUAAGGAAGCAACUAAUCUAGAUAACUUGGCUCAGCUGUAUGAAGGUUGGACAGCCUGGGUAUGAAUGGCAAGACAGUAGAUGAGUCUGGUUAAGCGAGGUCAGACAUCCACCAGAAUCAACUCAGCCUCAGGCAUCCAAAGCCACACCACAGUCGGUGGUGAUGCAACUGGGGGCUUAUUCUGAGGAAACCUAGGAAAUCUCGGUGCGCUAGGAAGUGAAUCCUGCAGGACAGCUGCACUCAGGGAUACGCCCAACACCAUGGCCUGCAACCCCAGGGUCAAGGGUGAAAGAAAGAAAGCUCACCGCCUGAACACGGAGAUUGUCUUUCUGCCCCAGAACAGCUGCAAACGUGUCAGGAGGUUAGCUGCAGAAAGAAAUCGGGAUGCCGCGGAGCACAGAGUGAUUUGGAACUCCAUUCCACCUGACCCUGUGUGUACAAUCCAGGAAAAAUCAAACCCCGCUCAGAAACAGAGAAAACUGGGGCCGCGACACAGCCAAGGAAGAUUUGAUGCGUUCAGAUUCUUGCAUAACACUUGUUGCUUGGCAACAGUACUGGUUGGGUUGACCAGUAAGUACAAAAAGGCUAUGCGAUAUGAAUUUCAGAAAUGGACUGAAGAAGGAGAGCUAUGUAACAGAUAACACUACAUUGGAAGAACUUCUGAAAUGAAGGGAAAAAAACCCACCCCAUCCUCCUCCUCCCCAACCCCCACCAUCUGCCCAUCCCCCUUUACUUGAUCUAGUAGAUGAGCCAUCUUUCACAUUCACUUUUAUUUCAAUCCUUAUAUUUCAUAUUCUUCCAUCUCAAUGCUGUUAACAACUUAUAUUUGGAGUGAUAAACAAAUUUUUCCAAAACCACCAAUAACAUGGAAAAUGCAAGGAUUGUUUAAAGGUCUGGUGAUCACAUACAAAAUGUAAUUCUGAUUAUUUAAGUCAUUUCUGUGAUUCUAUCAUGU
Messenger RNA from Eubalaena glacialis (North Atlantic right whale), 12226 nucleotides. RefSeq names its product SMG1 nonsense mediated mRNA decay associated PI3K related kinase (gene SMG1). Lineage: Eukaryota; Metazoa; Chordata; Mammalia; Artiodactyla; Balaenidae. Gene Ontology annotation, biological process: nuclear-transcribed mRNA catabolic process, nonsense-mediated decay; phosphorylation. The record is from RefSeq and is a predicted model, not a curated record. Gene Ontology annotation, cellular component: nucleus. Gene Ontology annotation, molecular function: protein binding; protein serine/threonine kinase activity. The transcript is spliced from 63 exons. Bases 360 to 11336 code for a protein of 3658 amino acids.